Messenger RNA from Sinocyclocheilus grahami, 10832 nucleotides. Its product is annotated as pecanex-like protein 3. Gene Ontology annotation, cellular component: membrane. The transcript is spliced from 41 exons. The record is from RefSeq and is a predicted model, not a curated record. NCBI's taxonomy places the organism in Eukaryota, Metazoa, Chordata, Actinopteri, Cypriniformes, Cyprinidae. Bases 1 to 8076 code for a protein of 2691 amino acids.
AUGAAGGCCCUUCCUGCCAGUUUAGUCGUGGCUGGUGUGUACUGCGCUGUGAUAGCGGCCUUCUUUACGGCCAUAAAAGCAGUGAACUUCCGACUACAUGCCAUGUUUGACCUGGGCGAGAUUGUGGAGAAGAGGCGGGCCUCGUUCACCACAGACCCCAAUAGAGUGGAAGAAGGAGAGGAAGGCUCUGGUGCUCGUGACGGAAGCCAACGCAGGGACAGUAGUGUCGGCGUGGAAAUGACAGUAUUCCGAAAGGUGAACUCCACCCCUCCUGUACGCUGCAGUUCCCAGCACUCGCUGUUUGGAUUGAACCAGGUGUCGGAAUUUUUACCACAGCUUGAAGACCCUGGAGGCUCAAAGGAUAUUAAAGAGCUCAUGCAGGGCAGUAGUAAUGUGAUCGUGACCUCUGCAUAUAGAGACGUCCUUCGACACAACUCUCAGGACAACACUAGUGUGGCGCCAUCCUGCUUGGCUGGGGAUUACAGAGAGCUAAUUGGUGUGGGCAAUGUAUUGUCGGGAGGAUUUAGUAACCUGCACCCAACAAAUUGUCCUUCCACCCCGCCGUCCCCAUCCAGCCAAGAAGAUGGAGAUGAGAAGGACCAGGUGGAUAAUGGGGGUGUGGAGCAACUAUCUCAGCAGAGCCCCGAUGGGGAGGGUCUAGGAGGCUACUCCCCCCUCGGACCUUCAGCUGAGUCUGAGAGUCUGGGAGAUGCUCCUCGCAGCCCUCUCAUCAAGAGUAGCUUGAGCGAAGAGCUAAGUGAGAACUUGUUGGGCUUGGGCCUUGACCCCGUCACUUUUGCCCCCGGUGCUGAGCACCCAGGCAGCCGCACCGGGGUGGCCCUGGCUGCAGGCUCCACUGACAGCUGCUUCAGUGGAGGUGGAGCAGCCACAGACAGAGAGACUCUUAGUACAGUCAGUAGCUACCGCAGUGAGAAAACGGACUCAACCCAGCUUGAGAGCCCUUCACUGGGCCAGACGCAUAAACCCGUGUCUAAUGCUCCUUCCACAGCUUUGCCUCAGGGUAAAGGCCCCUAUCAGCAGCCUGGAGAUGUGCUCCAGGGUGGUAGUGACACAGAUGACCUGUCAGACAGCGUGCUGCUACGCUCACCCUCCAAAGAGCUCUCCUCUGGGCAGGGCCUGGACAGAACUCUGGUGGAGGGGGAGGACCUUCCCCCUUUGCUUAUGAACAUUGCACAGCCCUCCUUGCAGGACUCCUCGCCAUCUAGCAGUGGGCCUUCUGAGACCUGUGAUCUUGAUUGUGGCAUCACCAUACCCCCUCUUCCUCCUCCGCGCCAGGCCUGCUCUGUACCAUCAGGGUUGACACUGGGCUUGGUCUGCUCCGAGCCUGCUCUGCCAGUCUCUGCCCCUUCCUACCUCCUAGCAGAGCCACCGUCUCUGCAAGCGCAGCAGCAGGUGGUGCGACCUAAAGAUCUGAAAGUGCUGCGUGCCGGCGGCAGUGUGGGUCACCGACCCGGUCGCAGGAAAACUCCCCGCAAACGAGGCACUGCUGGCAGUAGCAGUUUCGACUGUGGCUCCUACCGCCGGCACCACAACCGUGGCCAACACCGAGACUACAUCCCUGUACGCAGUCGGCUAGGUGCCAAAGCCUACAGUGAGAGCUUGUUCGAGGACUCCAGCGAUGAAGAUGAUGGCAGUGACAUGAGUGCAGGUUCUAGUCUAGGAUCCCAACGUCGCUUCAGCUCUGACGACGAAGAUGAAGAUGAUGAUUCUAGCUCCUCUACCUCCUGCUACUCCCCUGAUCUGACAAAUAUCGGCAUCACUUCCCAACCUGUCCCCCCUCAUCUACCUAGCCCUGGAGAGGGGGAGGAGCCUGACACAGUAGGACCCUCCCAUUCUCGCAGUGCUCAGCGCUCAGCCAGCACAGCUAGUGCCAAGACUCAUGCCAGAGUCCUUAGCAUGGAUGGGGCCGGUGGAGGCUCCAACAACACAGGGACCCUUGCGUCUACUAUGCUUCCUUUACCUCUUUCUUCUGCUCCUGCCCCACGUCCACUCACCAUCUCUAAAUCAGAUCUGGAGGCUCGGACAGUGCACUCAGAGGGCUUCUCCAGGGCCCACCAUAGGCUAGACUCUCUUGGAGGCUCCUGGGCUGGGAACCAGACAGGCUGGAGGGCAGGAGAGCUGCUAGAAGAGGGGGCAGUAGGAGGAGCCCCAGAGGAGGGUAGUAAACGUGACUCUGUGAGCAGUGUAAAAAGGACGCAGGCCAUUCGCAGGCGUCAUAAUGCUGGUAGUAACCCCACCCCGCCCCCUUCUGCCAUGGGCUCUCCUCCGAGUCUUCAAGACCUUCAGAGAGUCCGGACUUCCUCUCACUCCCGCACACGAACACUCCCCUCUGCUUUGCACUUCGCUGCCUCAUCCUUGCUGCUACUGCCCCGAAGCGGCGUUCACGAGGCAUCCACUUUUGAUGACACCUCAGAGGGAGCUGUGCACUACUUUUAUGAUGAGAGUGGAGUAAAGAGGUCUUAUACUUUUGGACCUGCUGGUGGAGGAUAUGAGGACCCAGUCCAGGAGCGAGAGCGACAGUCACAGUCCUCUAGCUUUACCUCCACUGAUGUACAGGAGGUGGCGCCAGUGCUGUCUAUGCUGCAGCCCAGGCCGGUGGUCCUCCAGGGCAUGCAGGUCCGCAGGGUGCCUCUGGAUAUGCCAGAGUUUGACCUAGAUCAUGAGUCCCCUCACGAAUCCCAGGAGAACACGCUGAUGAUUGAGGAAAAGGCCAAGCCUAAACAGUAUUACCGUUUCUGGGUGCUGCCGGGGAAAUGGCUAAGAGUUUGUUAUGACAGACUUGCUUUGCUAGCCUUACUGGACAGGAACCGACGCGUAGGGGAGAAUGUGUUUUCGGUGGUGUUGGCCAGCUUAGUGGCGUUUCUUGGCUUCUUGUUGCUAUUCCAGGGCUUCUUUAGGGACAUCUGGGUCUUCCAGUUCUGCCUAGUCAUUGCCAGCUGUCAGUACUCCUUGCUAAAGAGUGUGCAGCCUGAUGCGGCAUCUCCGAUGCAUGGCCAUAACUGGAUCAUCGUGUACAGCCGACCAGUGUAUUUCUGCUUGUGUUGUGUGCUGAUCUCGGUAUUUGACCUGGUUGGCCACUCAGACAGUAUGCGGCCUUUCAUCCUCUAUGGGGUCACCUUCUUCUCCACCCACUUUCUGCUCUGUGCUAGAGACAUGCUCAUAGGUCUGACAAAUAUCGGCAUCACUUCCCAACCUGUCCCCCCUCAUCUACCUAGCCCUGGAGAGGGGGAGGAGCCUGACACAGUAGGACCCUCCCAUUCUCGCAGUGCUCAGCGCUCAGCCAGCACAGCUAGUGCCAAGACUCAUGCCAGAGUGCUUAGCAUGGAUGGGGCCGGUGGAGGCUCCAACAACACAGGGACCCUUGCGUCUACUAUGCUUCCUUUACCUCUUUCUUCUGCUCCUGCCCCACGUCCACUCACCAUCUCUAAAUCAGAUCUGGAGGCUCGGACAGUGCACUCAGAGGGCUUCUCCAGGGCCCACCAUAGGCUAGACUCUCUUGGAGGCUCCUGGGCUGGGAACCAGACAGGCUGGAGGGCAGGAGAGCUGCUAGAAGAGGGGGCAGUAGGAGGAGCCCCAGAGGAGGGUAGUAAACGUGACUCUGUGAGCAGUGUAAAAAGGACGCAGGCCAUUCGCAGGCGUCAUAAUGCUGGUAGUAACCCCACCCCGCCCCCUUCUGCCAUGGGCUCUCCUCCGAGUCUUCAAGACCUUCAGAGAGUCCGGACUUCCUCUCACUCCCGCACACGAACACUCCCCUCUGCUUUGCACUUCGCUGCCUCAUCCUUGCUGCUACUGCCCCGAAGCGGCGUUCACGAGGCAUCCACUUUUGAUGACACCUCAGAGGGAGCUGUGCACUACUUUUAUGAUGAGAGUGGAGUAAAGAGGUCUUAUACUUUUGGACCUGCUGGUGGAGGAUAUGAGGACCCAGUCCAGGAGCGAGAGCGACAGUCACAGUCCUCUAGCUUUACCUCCACUGAUGUACAGGAGGUGGCGCCAGUGCUGUCUAUGCUGCAGCCCAGGCCGGUGGUCCUCCAGGGCAUGCAGGUCCGCAGGGUGCCUCUGGAUAUGCCAGAGUUUGACCUAGAUCAUGAGUCCCCUCACGAAUCCCAGGAGAACACGCUGAUGAUUGAGGAAAAGGCCAAGCCUAAACAGUAUUACCGUUUCUGGGUGCUGCCGGGGAAAUGGCUAAGAGUUUGUUAUGACAGACUUGCUUUGCUAGCCUUACUGGACAGGAACCGACGCGUAGGGGAGAAUGUGUUUUCGGUGGUGUUGGCCAGCUUAGUGGCGUUUCUUGGCUUCUUGUUGCUAUUCCAGGGCUUCUUUAGGGACAUCUGGGUCUUCCAGUUCUGCCUAGUCAUUGCCAGCUGUCAGUACUCCUUGCUAAAGAGUGUGCAGCCUGAUGCGGCAUCUCCGAUGCAUGGCCAUAACUGGAUCAUCGUGUACAGCCGACCAGUGUAUUUCUGCUUGUGUUGUGUGCUGAUCUCGGUAUUUGACCUGGUUGGCCACUCAGACAGUAUGCGGCCUUUCAUCCUCUAUGGGGUCACCUUCUUCUCCACCCACUUUCUGCUCUGUGCUAGAGACAUGCUCAUAGUGUUCACCCUCUGUUUCCCCAUCAUCUUCCUGUUUGGGCUUCUGCCUCAGGUCAACACGUUUCUUAUGUGUUUGUUGGAACAGGUGGACAUGCACAUUUUCGGUGGAACUGCAACCACAAGUCCCCUGUCUUCAGUCUAUAGUCUGUUGCGCAGUAUAUUGGUGGCGGCUCUGGUUUAUGGAUUUUGCCUUGGUGCCAUCAAUGCUCCGUGGGGAGAGGCACAUGUCCCAGUUCUCUUCUCUGUGUUCUGUGGCCUCCUCCUGGCCUUGUCCUAUCAUCUGAGCAGGCAGAGCAGUGACCUGACCAUCCUCUGGUCUCUGGUCCGCUCCAAGUUCUUCCCAGAGCUAGAGAGCCGAACACCAGAAGAGCCCCCAUUAGAGAUUAAAGACCCUCUUCCAGAGAAAUUGCGCAACUCUGUGAAAGAGACUCUUCACUCAGAUCUGGUCAUGUGCCCUCUUAUGGCCAUUAUCACCUUCGCCAUUAGUGCCAGCACCGUCUUUAUUGCUCUGCAGCCUGCUCUCAGUUUCGUCCUGUACAUCUUGGCUGGGGUGGUGGGGUUCACCACACACUACCUCCUGCCUCAGCUCCGCAAACAGCUGCCCUGGUUCUGCUUGGCCCACCCUGUGCUGCGCUCCAGAGAAUACAGCCAGUUUGAGGUCCGAGAUGCUGCUCAGCUCAUGUGGUUUGAGAAGCUGUAUGCUUGGCUGCAGUGUGUGGAGAAGUAUUUCAUCUACCCAGCUGUAGUGCUCAACUCCCUCACCACUGAAGCUCACACUGUCAGCCAAAACCCUGACAAACCUGGAGCCUAUGGCCGUGCUCUAUUCAUCUCAGUGGCUGGAAUGAAGCUGCUUCGUACGUCCUUCGGUGUCCCAUCUCAGCAGUAUGUCACUCUGUGUUUCACCGCCCUCUUCUUCCAAUUCGACUACCCGCGCUUUUCACAGACCUUCCUCCUCGACUACUACUGCAUGUCCAUCCUCUUCAGCAAGCUGUGGGAUCUGCUGUAUAAGCUGCGUUUUGUGCUGACCUACAUUGCACCUUGGCAGAUCACAUGGGGUUCUGCUUUCCACGCCUUCGCUCAGCCAUUCGCCGUUCCCCACUCAGCCAUGCUGUUUGUGCAAGCUGUGUUUUCAGCUCUAUUUUCCACUCCUCUCAACCCUGUGCUGGGCAGCGCUGUUUUCGUUACUUCAUACACCCGGCCUGUGAAGUUCUGGGAGCGAGACUACAACACCAAACGAGUGGAUCACUCCAACACACGUCUGGCCACACAGCUGGACCGCAACCCUGGUGCUGAUGAUAACAACUUGAACUCUAUCUUCUACGAGCAUUUGACGCGCUCUUUGCAGCACUCGCUGUGUGGGGACCUUCUGCUGGGCCGCUGGGGAAACUACAGCACCGGAGACUGCUUCAUCCUGGCCUCCGACUACCUCAAUGCUCUCGUACACAUCAUUGAGAUCGGCAACGGCCUCAUCACUUUCCAGCUCAGAGGCUUGGAGUUCAGAGGAACAUAUUGCCAGCAGAGGGAGGUGGAGGCGAUCACUGAAGGGGUGGAGGAAGAUGAAGGCUGUUGCUGCUGUGAGCCAGGUCAUCUCCCCCACAUGCUCUCCUUCAACGCGGCCUUUGGUCAGCGCUGGUUGGCUUGGGAGGUGGCCGCCACCAAAUACGUCCUGGAGGGCUACAGCAUUAGCGACAACAAUGCAGCUUCCAUGCUUCAAGUAUUCGACCUGCGCAAAAUUCUCAUCACAUAUUAUGUCAAGAGUAUCAUCUACUAUGUGACCCGCUCUCCCAAACUGGAGGAGUGGUUGGCCAAUGAGACAGUGCAGGAAGCGUUGCGGCCUUGCCUCAGCCCUUCCUACGUGGAUAGUGACCCCACCUUCAACCUGAACAUAGAUGAAGACUACGACCACCGUGCUUCCGGCAUCACUCCGUCUUCCUUCUGUCUAGUGUACCUGGAGUGGAUUAAAUACUGCAACAGCCGCAGACAAACGCCAGUUGAGAGUGAGAAGGAUUCCCCUCUGGUCACACUGUGUUUUGGGUUGUGUAUUCUGGGCCGUCGAGCUCUGGGCACUGCCUCACACAGCAUGUCAGCCAGCUUGGAGCCUUUUCUCUACGGCCUUCAUGCCCUGUUCAAGGGCGACUUUCGUAUCACCUCUCCUAGAGACGAGUGGGUUUUUGCAGACAUGGACUUGCUGAACAGGGUGGUGGCUCCAGGUGUACGGAUGUCCCUCAAACUGCACCAGGAUCACUUCACGUCUCCUGAUGAGUAUGAGGACCCAGUGGUGCUGUACGAUGCCAUCACUGCUAAUGAAGAGAAGAUGCUCAUCUCUCAUGAGGGUGAUCCUGUCUGGCGCAGCGCUAUUCUGGCUAACAUGCUUUCUCUGCUUGCUCUCCGCCAUGUUAUGGAUGACGGCAGUGACGAGUACAAGAUCAUCAUGCUGAACAAACGCUUCCUUAGCUUCAGAGUCAUCAAGGUGAACCGGGAGUGUGUGCGCGGGCUGUGGGCCGGACAGCAGCAGGAGCUGGUCUUCCUGCGGAACCGGAACCCUGAACGCGGUAGCAUCCAGAAUGCCAAGCAAGCCCUGAGGAACAUGAUUAACUCAUCCUGUGACCAGCCCAUCGGAUACCCCAUCUAUGUCUCCCCACUCACCACCUCCUUCGCGGGAGCCCAUGUCCAGCUACGUUCAGUUUGGGGAGGCCCCAUCAGCCCCCACAACAUUUACACCUGGUUCAUCAGCAGCUGGGACAGGCUUCAGAAGGGAUGUGGUGCCGGAUGUAACAGUGGAGGGAAUAUUGAGGAUUCAGACUGUGGUGGCGGCUCUACCUCCAUCAGUAACAACCCUGCAGCUCAUCCUCCCCAGAACACAGCGUCCAGCAUCCCUCAGCCUCAUCCCACUACUGUACAGCCCUUGAUGGGGACUGACAACCCCGUUGGACCUUCCUGGCCGCUGCAUCCCCAACCCCUCCCACUUGCCCUGCUCAGCCAAUCAGAAGGCAGGAUGGAUGCAGGGCUGGUUAGCUCCUUGCACCGAACCUCUUCCAUCCAUGGGCUUUUAGGGCAACACCUGUCCAGCUCCCAGCUGUCUUUCAGUAGUUCAGUGGCCCUGCCUCCUGCGGACCGCUUCUGCCCCAGUAGCCUGCAGGACAACCCCAGUCACAGGGCAUCUCAGAGGGGCCUAAGUCUGGACCAGGGCCGCGGGCUGCCCUAUGAGGCCCUGUACAGCAAAUGGUGUCUGCCAGGGAGGAAAGGAUUUAACGGACCUGCUGUAAUGGAAGGGGAUGGCUCAGCAUCACAGAGCAUACGCACACAGCCUUCGCAGCCUCCCCUCCCUGUCCUGCCCUCUGACGUCAGCCCAACACUGGAUCUAAUGGGAGCAGUCAUACCCUCUGAGACCACACCCCUUACAUUAUCAGACCCGCCCAGUGCACGGGAGGAGUCUACAGAAUUGCCUUUACUUGAGCACCUCCGCUGAGCCUGCACAGCACGACCAGUACAGCUGGGAUCAGAUGGUCCAUGGUCAUCCUCGCUGACCUUAUCAAUCUUUUUUAUAAUUAAAGUAUCUUCAGUCAGUUUUGCGUAUAUUAGGAUGUUUCUUGCAAGUAUCCUUAAUAAACACAUCACCAGAUAAAGAAGCACACUAGAAGAGUGCUGUGUUAAGUAAUGAACUCUGGACUGAGCUCUCCUAAGCUUCUUUAGCUACUGUUUUGGCCUCCAGGCCCAUAAGCCAAAAAAAGUGGCCAGUCAGUGCAAUCGUAAGGGAUUUUCUUCUUUUUUUCCUUCUUGCAUAAGGAGGGUCAGGUCAUUAAAUCAAAGUAAACCUGUGACCUGUACCACCAGCAGUAACAAAAAGGGAACACUCUUCUCUGUAGCAGUCUUAAACCUACUCAAGCUUUUGUUUUUACCCCCACACAUCCAGUCCACUUGCUAAACAUCCACAAACACUGCACAUCAGCUGUAUUGUGCAGGAUUUUCUCCCUUUGAUCAAAGCCCAGAGCUUGCCGCCACAUAAGCCACUGUCCUUUCAAGACCAAAGGACUCAAAUGUGAUUCCCCCUCACUGAGCCGUCGUUUAGUAGCUCACACAUUCCAGCUAAGACAUUCAGUCAUGUCGGCAGCCCAUCAGACGUGCUUAUGCUCUUAAAUGACAACCAUGACCAUUUUUCAGCGAGCUUCAGGGAAAAGACUUGAAUAUACACUCACAUGCACACUUCCCUCAGCACCUGGUGCGCCCUUCAUAGUUUACAGCUGGCUCAGGUGAGGAUGGUGGGGCCUGAGAUUUGUAGGACAGUUGGGACAAAGUAGUCGUCAUCAAACCGGUGGUCUGUCUGUUUUGUUUUUUUUCUUUCCUUUUCAUUAGACCUUUUUUUCCCCCCCACAGGAAAUCAGAUUACCUUCUAAAUUCCUAAACUGCUCCCUACGGAAUGGGCUCUGAUGGUGACGAGGGCUUCCUGGCCUCCCAUCAGGCUUUUUCCUGCUGCUGCAAGUGCCUGCAGUUUGUCUCCCUCUACUGCAAUACUACUGCUACUGCACCACCCCCUCUACUACUAAUAGAACUAACCAAACUACUGCUUUGACUUCUAAACUCCAGCGUUUUAGUUGGAAGAAUUUGGUGGGGAAAAACAAUUAAGAUGUACCGAUUCUAAAGACAAAGAUUUAUUUGAUUCCUGACGGAGUGGCUGUUUUUUGUUGAUUAUGCUGAUACUAGCUGGACAUGAGUGAACUGUAACCUUUGCUCCCAUUCUUGAAUCCACCUGAUUGUGACUAGCUCAUUCCCUAUCUGUGUGUAAUACAACUGGAAAGUUAGAUGUCAAUAUUCUGAUGUUAAAUAUCUGCUGUUGGGCAAACGAAGCUCAGACCGCCUGCUGUGGAAAGCAGGGCACUUACUGCCUCUACAACAACAAAACAUAUCAAAUGCUCACAGACUUGACACCACUGACAUCAGCCUGGAAUAGCUGCGACGUGUCAAUGUAAAGGAGCUUGAAAUAUCCCAUGAGCUGUUUAAAGUGGUUUUGAGAUUCAGAAAGCCGUUCAGCGCUUCUUCACCAUACAAUUUCCUAGCUUAAAAUGAUUGACGUGGCUGAGCUGUGCUCUGAAAAAGGCUUUGUGUCGAACGAUAUGGUUUGAGAGUCAGCAUGCGUGGGCCGCCAUGGGAAAAUGGUGCCUUACCAUUUGACUUGACAGACAGUCUUCAGGUGGAAGAGAAGGAUUUUUGCUGGAAUCUUUACACUGGUUCCACGGAGUAAUGCAAAAUAAUGCGCUUUUCUGCCGAGAGGCCCUAUUUUAUUAAUUUUACAAAGCUUAUGCAUUCAAUAUGGGCGAUUCUUGCUCGAUCAACAUCACGUUUUGAUGUGAUUUGAGCCUCUAGCUUCAUUUAGUGCCAGUAGAGGCAGUUCACACCGAAUUGAUCGUGCUCACGUAUUCAUAUUCUCACUUAAACCACCAAUUGUUAGUAGGUUCAGAGUCUCUCCGCCUAUCACAGACCAUAUCACAAGUUGUUUGAACACUAAACAUGAAGUCUCUCUGCAGAUCAUGCAGCCUAGUCUGUUUCCGAUCACCACCAUGCAUUCUCUAGGCCAUCUCACGUCUCUCAUGUAGUCUGCCAAGCAAACCUGGCUCGUUUACAGCCUCUUGCGAUGGACUUCAGUAGCUAUCGAGCGUUUGGUUCCAAGGCCGAUCGACCUCUUUCUCUCUUUCCAUCAGGACCAUUUCUCUCAUCUUUAGGGUGACUUUUCCAAAGCAACAGGGAGUACUUCUCUUACUGGGAGAAAGCACAAGUUACUGGAUAGUGUCAGUGAUUUAAAAGGGAUCUGAUCAAUCUCUGCCAUAUAUGUACAGCAUGUUUUGUAUAUAAAUAUAUUUAAAAUAUAUAUAUAUAUAUAAAUCUAUUUUAUUAUUAUUGUAUUUCUGGUUAUUUUUCAAUGGAGGACACUACUUUGAGUCUUAGGGGAGUCACGCUUCGGUGUAUCUGUGCUUGCGGAGGGGUCUGACUCUCUCUCGACAUAGAAUCAUGAAGUCUGGGGAAUGAAUCAGUUAAUACUGCUUUUGCACAACUAUUGUAAAAUAGUGCACCAUCCUGUAUUUUUUUUUUCUUUUUUAAUUUUAGUUACAUGGGGGAUUGUUUUAUUUAAAAACUGUUAUUCAAUAUUCAAAGUUAUGUACAGUUUUUUUUUUAUGUGAUUUUUCUUUUCCCCCUCCUAUUUAAAUUAAAGCUUUUUUGUUUUCCAAACAA